Rubroshorea leprosula is the source of this 769-nucleotide messenger RNA. The record is from the annotation of a GenBank genome assembly. NCBI's taxonomy places the organism in Eukaryota, Viridiplantae, Streptophyta, Magnoliopsida, Malvales, Dipterocarpaceae.
UGGUGGUUUUUAAGCAUUUCCAGAAUAUCGGAGUACAUUGGUAAGGUGUGGGCGGAUGCCGCUGUGCUCUCCAUUAUUGAUGGAGUUGAAUUAUGAGAAACUGCAGAGUCUCAUUGAGACAGCGUGGGCUCUGAAUCAUAAACUCAACAGUGAAAUCGAAAACACCAUCAGUUUCUGCAGGUUUUGCUCAGAUCACGGUCGAUUCUGUCACGUUCCAGAGGUCCCGUUCCAGGAGAGGGAGAAAUUGAUUGCCAUUAGGGAUUCGUUGAAGGACGUUCAGAAUAUUCUACUGUAUAUUCAGAGGUUGUGGUCGUGGCAGGAGAUAGAUCGGCGUGCGGCGCUCGUCCGAUUGGAAGAGAGCAGAUUGUUUCUCCUAAAAGCGGUGGCGCGAUAUCGAGGAAGAGAGCUGGAUGUGGUGAAGGAGGUGAACGCGUUUGGCUGGAAUAUGAAACAAUCGGCGGCGACGGAGGAUUCCGUACGGAACAAGAAGAGGAGGAUUUCCAGUUUCAUGGUUUGCUGCAUUGGGAUUUUGGUUAAUCCAUCGAACUGGAUGAAUGCCGCGGGAUUUGCAGUGAAAUUGUUUCUGAUUUCCGCGACUCUUUCCUCCACGAUUCAUUUCCGUCAUGCCAAACAAGGAUCCAGGAAAAUUGUUACAAUUAUGGAUUCAACGGAAUCAGAAAGAAGAAUCGAUACUUUACCAACACUGUCAAAGAGCCCUCUGGAUGUAUUUUGUGGAAGGGGCUAAUUCUUCCCUUUAAAAAUAAAAAAA